Molecule: messenger RNA, 329 nt
Organism: Dentiscutata erythropus
Lineage: Eukaryota; Fungi; Glomeromycota; Glomeromycetes; Diversisporales; Gigasporaceae
Source: the annotation of a GenBank genome assembly
GACCUUUUCCGUUUCCUCUAAUUGGCAAUCUUCAUCUAUUUCACGGAGAAAUUGAUAAUGUAUUUUUUAAUCUUCAAGCAAAAUACGGUGAAAUAUUUGAAGUAUUUAUAGGUUCGGAACUUACUAACAAAGGAAUCGGACUUAAUACUGAUUUAAAUUCAUGGAAAUAUAAUAGAACGAUGGUGACUCAAAGUAUUAUGAUACCUUCAUUCUUAAGGCAAUUUGUUCAAGAUAUAGAAAAAUUUUUUAAUGAAUUGGAUGAAUACUGGUUAGUUUCAGGAGAUGAAUUGGAUUUUUCAAAUGGAUCUACAAGCUUGAGAACGAUUUAA